CCACCGUCUAUACUACGUAGUGCACUGCUACCACUACCAACCCAUCAUCCACCACCUCCACGACUUGAUCAGCAACCAAUACCGAGGCGGAAUCACGUCCCAGGAACGAAAGAAGCAAUCACCAUGCCUCUCCUCAGCUUGCAAAACGAGCUCCUCCGUGAGAUCCUCGAUUACAUAGAAUCAGACCCCGAAAAACUCAUAGGAGUCGAUCGCCGCGCCUAUCUCUCCCAGGAAAGCUUCAGGGCACCCCCGCCUCCGGAUCGCGACCAGGCCCAGGACAUUGCCAGCUUUCGACUGACCUGCAAGAGGUUCUCCGAUCUGGGCGCCCUGCACCAGUUUUCCCGCGUCACCACCAGGUUUUCACGCAAAGGACUCGCUCGCCUCGAGAAGAUUGCCCAGCAGCCCCAUCUCGCCAAGCACGUCAAAAAGUUCAGUUACAUGGUUCCAUUUUUCUACGUAGAAGGUCGCGAGCGCGUGAACGAACUCUUACCCACCCUUCCGGCUAGCCUGGGUCCCUUGGACGUGAGGCAUUUUGUGCAAAAAGUAAAUGAACAGCGCGAAAUCGUCCAGACCCAGGAAGAUGUCCGCGUCUUGAACAAAGCGAUAUCGGCCUUUACUUUCCUGCAACACGUGCAAAUUCUCCGAUUACAGGACCAAGAGGACGGCUUGUUGAUUUCCUACAUCCGCCAACACGACCAACUCAACCAAUUCGUCGAGCUCAAGUGGGCCCCUGCCUGUUCCCACUCCACAAAAACCAUUGGCGGCGCUCUUUUGGCUUCCAGUUCACCUUGCUCUCGCUUCUCAUCGCCCAUGCUCAGCCCGCAAAGCGCCCUGGGUGCCGUCUGUGAUCCGCCUUCCACGCUCCAACUCCUCGCCGAACGCUUGACGUGUUUGGAGCUCCAUUUCGACGAUGGCUACGAUCUGGACAACCGCAUGAGAGAGCUAUCCGUCCUGUCCAAAGUCGUCUUCAACGCCGCCAAGAACAUGCAGGCAGUCCACAUUGGCUUCCCGUCUCACCGCCCGCUCACGUUGCGGCUCGAGGAAAUAUUCCACCACGUCAAGUGGGAAAAGCUUCUUGCCUUUGGCAUUCAAGCCUGGAGGUUAGACGCCGACGAAAUCAUCGCCUUGGCCCGCCGUCACCGGGACAGGCUGCGUGGACUGCGGUUGCGAGAUGUGCUCCUGAGGGACGGCAGCCGGUGGCAGGACGUACUCUCUGCUCUCCGAUCUGACAUGGCUCGGCUGGACUGGGUCAGUCUGCGGAGGAUCGACUACGAGACGCACUUUGACGGGCAGUCGACGCUGGGCGCAGAGAUUCCGGAUGACCACUUCCUGGGCAGCGAUAGCAGCAGCAGCAGCGACGGCUACAGCGAUGAUUGGGAUCUGCACGGGGACGGAGACGAGGCACAGCCCGUUGAGCAGGCUCAUGACUACGGCAGCGAUGUAUCGUUUGACGAUUCCGACGCAGCUUCCGAAACUGGCUCAGAGGAGCCUGAACAAGGAGGCGACCUUCACUUUCCGCCCAUGUCUCCUGACACCCCCGCGUCCGCACCCUGGUGCAACUGCACCAGCCACGUCAACAGCAUCGAGGCUCUCGAGGACGACGGUGUCACCGUCACCAAUUCGCAGCGCAAGCUCUGGGAGAAGUGGGUGGUGAGAAAGGCCUGUUCCGAACCCCACGUACACAAAUGA
Molecule: messenger RNA, 1689 nt
Organism: Periconia digitata
Lineage: Eukaryota; Fungi; Ascomycota; Dothideomycetes; Pleosporales; Periconiaceae
Source: the annotation of a GenBank genome assembly